Messenger RNA from Prorocentrum cordatum, 1407 nucleotides. The record is from the annotation of a GenBank genome assembly. NCBI's taxonomy places the organism in Eukaryota, Dinophyceae, Prorocentrales, Prorocentraceae.
AUGGCGGCGGCGCUCGGGCUGCUGACGCUGUGGGCCCCGCUGGCGCAGGGCAUCGGCUUCAAGCCGGAGCUCAAGCAGGAGCUCCAAACCGAGCUGGGACCUCAGGCCGCCGGCACAGGCGCUCGUGAGGGCACGAGUACCAUGUCGGCCCAGGCCUUGCGGUACUUUCACGGGAUCGAGAACGCAUCGUCCAAGAGGCCCCUGCUCCUCAUGACCCUGAAGUCGCACGAGGUCGUCUCGCUCGGCGGGGACUUUAUGCCGUCGGAGGAGUUCCAGAGCUCCGGCGAGGAGCAGAGGCAGAAGCAGGGCCAGGGUGGCGCGCUGCCCUGGGGCAUCGGCUCGCCCCAGACCGGCCAGAGCUAUCCGGUCUUCCAGUACUCGGGCAUGCCGACGCUGGACUUCCCCAAGUCGGGCAUCGAGUACAGCCUGGAAGCCGGAGGCAACCUGCAGUCCUUCAGCAGCGCCCGGCAGGACGUCAAGAUCCUCACGCAGGUUCUUGAGAACAUCACCAACGGCUUCUACCUGGACACCAACGGCGGGGAUGGCGAGCAGCCCAGCAACACGCUGCUGCUCGAGCUCACUGGCUGGCGCGGCCUCAUCACAGAGCCCAUGCUGUACCCGUAUGCUAAUUUGUGGGGCAAGAUGAGGAAGGCGUGGAUCUUUCUCGGGUGCAUGUCUCCACACGAGAACGCCACGAAGAUCGGCUUCGACUAUGACGGCAACAUCGACGAGAACAGCGGCCACAGGAUCCACGCCUAUCCGAUCAACAGCUUCCUGGCCGAAAUGGGGGGCCUGUCGACGGUCGAUUUCUGGAACCUGAAGACCGGCCACUACGAGGCGGAGGUCCUCAACGAGACCCUGCUCCACUCGGGAAGCAACAUCGAGUUCGGUGUCGUCCUCGUCAGCUAUGACGGCCGUGGUUCCGGUCUCGGCGACUCGUCGUGGGUUCAGCCCAGGACCAAGGCCGACACCACGGACGAGAUUUGGGGGAUUUUCCAGAGUGCGGGCUUCAAUUACAUUGGCGGAUUGGACGCGUACUUGAACGACGACCCCACGCCGAGCUACGAGUAUCGCGACCAUGUGUUCGUCAACCCUGCUUACUUCACGGCGCGCAACAUCCCCGUUCCCGGAACUGUCAAGGCGGCGCCCCCGCCCCGGCUUUCGGUGAUCUCCAGCAAGGCCAGGAGUUGGCAGUCUUUCUGGGACACGUGGGACGAGGGCCUCACUCACGACCAGGAGGUCGAGGUGGUCACCAACUACAUCUCCAGGGCGCGGGCGGCGGCCGCCCCGACGGAGGCGGCGGCCAAGGCGCACCGCAUUGACCCGACUCACCGCGGCAUCCAGGACGGGGAGACCUUGUACAACCCGAUCCCGAGCUACAACCCCACGCGCCCGCCACCGGUCUAG